This is a messenger RNA of Lampris incognitus (smalleye Pacific opah), 3326 nucleotides long. RefSeq names its product regulator of cell cycle (gene rgcc). Lineage: Eukaryota; Metazoa; Chordata; Actinopteri; Lampriformes; Lampridae. Gene Ontology annotation, biological process: regulation of cell cycle. The record is from RefSeq and is a predicted model, not a curated record. The coding region runs from base 117 to 506 and encodes 129 amino acids. The transcript has 5 exons.
AGGAGGUUCAGUUCAAACCUGCGGCGCGUAGAAAGCAGUCCCAGAGUGUAACACAGAGCUCCCAGCUGGUCGGAUUUUUACUGGAUCUCCAACCAGAUCACGUCACCAGAGAAAUCAUGAAAUCUCCCAAGAUGAACUCUCAGGGCAAACCGAGGCUGCCGGAGGAGGAGGAGGCGCUGACGGAGGUGCUGUGCGAGUUUGACGCGGUGAUGGAGGACUUCACCUCCCCGGUGGAAAAACGUCACUUCCGGUACGACGAACACCUGAAGACCGCGAAGAGACGCAGCAGCACGAGCGUCAGUGAUAGCGGCUUCAGUGACUCAGAGAGUGCAGACUCACUCAACAGAAACAGUUUUAGUUUCAGUGAUGAGAGACUGAACUCCCCCACCGUGCUCUCUCCCACCACCACCUCCCCCCCUCUCAUGUCACCCAAAGCCAAACUUGGAGACACCAAAGACCUGGAGGACUUCAUCGCCGACCUUGACAAGACGUUAGCGAGCAUGUAACAUGGAGACAUGAAGAUGCAGAUUCAUCUUGGAGUGAAGCCAUGAGGGAGGAAGAGAAUAUGGGGACACCAAGGGAGCAGCCUAACCACCCCCAACCAGCCCCCACCCCCACCCACACACACACACACACCACCCAGUUGGGUACAGAGUGACUGGCAGGUGACGAAUCAAAUCAAAACAGCUUCAACUGGUUGCUGUCAGCAGUGGCAACCAGGCCACCAAACCACCGAACCACCAAUUCACCGGGCCACUGAAUCACUGGGCCACCAAGUCACUGAAUCACAGGGCCACUGAAUCACAGGGCCACCAAGCUACCGGGCCACUGAGUCACAGGGCCAUCAAGCUACCGGGCCACUGAGUCACUGGGCCAUCAAGUCACUGAAUCACAGGGCCACUGAAUCACUGGGCUACCAAGUCACUGAAUCACCAAACCACCAAGCCACUGGGCCACCAAACCACAAAGUCACCAAACCACCGGGCCACCCAAGUCACCAAACCACCAGGCUACCAAACUACCAAGUCACCAGACCACCAGGCUACCAAACUACCAAGUCACCAGUCACCACGCCACCAAACUACCAAGUCACCAGACCACCAGGCUACCAAACUACCAAGUCACCAGACCACCAGACCACCAGGCUACCAAGUCACCACGCCACCAAACUACCAAGUCACCAGACCACCAAACUACCAAGUCACCGAAUCACCAGGCCAUACUGGCUGCAAAAAGACAGAAAAUGAAAUCUUGAUGGCUUGACUCAGAUGACAUCACGAGGACAUGGAUCCCAGGAAAGCGACACAUUAACAGAUGCUCUGGAGACUAAAGUGGUUAUCCUUCAUUUCUUCAGUAGUCCAUUCUCGUGCCACAAACCCCUGAGUUGCAUGUGAAACAGACACGAUCCUGAGUGCUAGGAAAGUGUUCACAUUCAGGUCACCAUUUCCGACAGUUGUACAUCCUGCUAUAACAUCGGCAAUAUCAUCUGGUGGUGACAAUCUGUAUAUUUUGGAGAAAGAGCAGUGAAGACAAGUGUCAUCCGACAUGGAAAUUUCAGGCGACAUAUCAAUCCAUAGCAAACGUUGUUUUUCUAUUCUGCAUUUGAGAUAUGCUUCUUCUUCUUCUGCUGCUGCUCCUCCUCCGGACUCGACACACUUCCUGUGCAGCUCCAUUUGUAUACUUGGUGGGAAUGAUGGAGCCCACACCAACAAAUGAUAACAUAGGAAUAACUGUAGAACAGUAAACACACUGACUGGUACUCCAGUAGGGAAGGCAUCAGACGUGCUGAACAGGAAGCGUCAGGGAUGACGUGACGUGUUGAACAGGAAGUGUCAGGGAUGACGUGACGUGCUGAACAGGAAGUGUUAGGGAUGACGUGACGUGUUGAACAGGAAGCGUCAGGGAUACAUGACGUGUUGAACAGGAAGUGUUAGGGAUACAUGACGUGUUGAACAGGAAGUGUCAGGGAUGACGUGACGUGUUGAACAGGAAGUGUCAGGGAUGACGUGACGUGCUGAACAGGAAGUGUCAGGGAUACAUGACGUGUUGAACAGGAAGUGUUAGGGAUGACGUGACGUGUUGAACAGGAAGUGUUAGGGAUGAGGUGACGUGUUGAACAGGAAGUGUCAGGGAUACAUGAGGUGUUGAACAGGAAGUGUUAGGGAUGACAUGAGGUUUUGAACCGGAAGUGUCAGGGAUACAUGAGGUGUUGAACAGGAAGUGUUAGGGAUACAUGAGGUGUUGAUCAGGAAGUGUCAGGGAUGACGUGACGUGUUGAAUAGGAAGUGUCAGGGAUACAUGAGGUGUUGAACAGGAAGUGUCAGGGAUACAUGAGGUGUUGAACAGGAAGUGUCAGGGAUACAUGAGGUGUUGAACAGGAAGUGUUAGGGAUACAUGAGGUGUUGAUCAGGAAGUGUCAGGGAUGACGUGACGUGUUGAAUAGGAAGUGUUAGGGAUGACGUGACGUGUUGAACAGGAAGUGUCAGGGAUGACAUGACGUGUUGAACAGGAAGUGUCAGGGAUACAUGAGGUGUUGAACAGGAAGUGUCAGGGAUACAUGAGGUGUUGAUCAGGAAGUGUUAGGGAUGACAUGAGGUGUUGAACCGGAAGUGUCAGGGAUAACCACGUUAGGUGGAGCUCUGCUGUUAGAAUCAGAGAGUUGGGCCGAGCUCCGCAUCCAAAUCGUGAGCUGGAAGAGUUUUUGAGAAUAUCUUUUUAUAACAGAGGUAUAUUUGUAAUUUUAUAGAGCUGGUUAUUGUAAAUUUGUCUGUAAUACUUUUUUUGUUAAAUAUAUUUUUGUAUCUUGUGUAAAUAGUAAGUGUUUCAAAUCCUAUGUGCCGUAGUAUUAAAAGAACUUCUUUGGUCAACUUUGCAUUGGACCAACUCAGUGCCUGGAGAUGAGAUCGUUUCGUGCUUCUAACAAAUGUGGACGGAAAUCCCUCGUCCACUCCUGAAAAACUGGCAAGCAGUGCAUAUGUACUUUAAUGCAGCUAAUGUCUGUCGGAGACCAGAGCAAAGUCUGAAAGAUCCGUGUUUAUCAAGCGUCUCGUCUUUGCUUCUGACCGCAGCGUGGAUUUGGGGCUGUCUCAGUAUUUCAACACUGGUCUGUGUACAUGAUGUACACUUCAGCUUCCCUUUUGAUAUUCUGCAGCAGUUUAUGAGUUCUACACGGCAAUCUGUCUAUAUGUGCUGUAUGUAUGCUGUAUAAAUUAUAAGUAAAUAAUAUUUCAUAAAAAAUAAACAAAUCAAUAAAAAUAAAUAACUAAUAAAUAAAAGGUAUGUACACUGUAUAAUUACAGUACAGCAUAUCCCAACAAUAGAAGCUG